Molecule: messenger RNA, 3438 nt
Organism: Xylaria bambusicola
Lineage: Eukaryota; Fungi; Ascomycota; Sordariomycetes; Xylariales; Xylariaceae
Exons: 4
Coding region: 229-3105 (958 amino acids)
Source: RefSeq, a predicted model, not a curated record
CAGCACCAAACGCUGCCAUGAACCCCAACCUGCACCCUCACCAAUGUAACCCAGUGGCCAGACAUCAACGAGAAAAUAGAAGGGGCUAGGUAGGCAGCUUGCUGUUGCCUGCGCUGUCGCCGACCUUGAUUAACAGUCGUCAAUUCUCACCUCCUACGAAGAUACGCAAGCUCUCUCUCAUCCUGUAAGGGCCACGAGGGUGCUUGACGAAGCUCGUAUGCUUCUAUCAUGCCGAUCAAGAAAGAGCACCAGGCACUCUUUGAGAGGCAUCGGAUCAAGUGCAACAUUGUCUUCAAAGACGUCCUUGCUCCAGAUGAUUGGCCGACAACCCAUCGUAAUGUAUUCAAAUCUAUUGAAGAUAUCAAAUCAUACAGGUACAACACGUACUCGACAGCUCAGGACGAUAUAGAAGAAAGACCAUGGAGACGUCAAGCUAAGGAAUAUGCACGAAAGCUAACACAAAGGGCUAAAGAUUGUGUGUCGAGGAACGAGGCGACGUGGAGGUUCGCCUGCGAGCCACUGAUAUUCAAUCGAUUGGCCGCAGAGGUCGCAUGCAAAAGAUGUCGCCAGAGGGUAUGGCGAUCUGAGGUCGAAGUCAAUGUAGAUGGAGACAGCAAUGCGGCCUUGAGCCUAAGACAACGUCAGGCAAAUCGCGACCGUUGCCAUUGUCCUCGAAACUCAAGACCAGAUGAUGAAGAUGAAAGAGUAGGACUUAACAAUCUCUUUAUACAUAGAGCGGAGGAUAGAGUUGAGCAUCCCAAACAACUCGCAAAUGUUCUACCGCAAGGUCUAUAUCCAGAUCGCAUAUACGGGCUACGACAGACCAGAAACUUCGAGAAUCUCCUCUUGACGCCUCUUGCAGAUGGUCGAUUCCUCGAGUCUCUGGUGCAAGUUCAACCCCAUUCCGGCGGGGGUGAGUCUAUGCUGUUCCCCUUUAUGGUCGUCGAAGCCAAGGCUGGUAAGGCAGCAUAUGAAUGGGACACUAUUCUCCGGGACACGGCUUUCCCGAUCUACACAUACCUUAAUGCCCAACAGAGUCUUAUAAUAGCCAAUGCGCAGAGAUCUCGCUGGACAGCAGGACCGUUGGUCUGGUUUUUCAUGAGCAAGGGGCAGGACUGGCGGUUAUAUCUUGCUUAUCAAGAACGAACCUCAGCCUCCAUGUGUAGAACGGAUAUCGUGCUGGUAUGGUAUGGCGAUAUAAGGAAUCCGGAUGAUGCGCUUCAACUAUUUCUUCUCGUGGAUUAUAUGGCGGACUGGGCCCGCGACGCCUACCGGCCUGCCAUUCUCACCGAACUCAAAGUACUAGCCUCCGCCAACGGUCACACUGGGACAUCACAUACGGACACGGAUAUCUAUUCGUCCAGGAACGCCUUGCCAGCCAUCAACGAGACUCAAGGGUCAAUGGAAGAGUCACCCGACUGCAUCGGUGUGCAAGAAGCUUUCAGAAGGUUUGACAGCAAACACGGAGCUUUUCGUCAUAUCAGCCCAAUCAAGUCCAGGUUCCUUUCUAUAUUCGUCACAGCGGAUAAUCUCUCGACCUUUAACUCUUCUCUGCCGAACAGCGACAGAGUAUUCAUCAUACGCAAGAUACUGAACAAACUAUUUUCGAAUGAGCCCAAACCAAUCCUCCUCGGAAUGGACGAGCUCAACAAUAUAGAAAAGUGCUGGACUGGCCAGUCAGGAACAGGCGUCCCUUACCGCUUCCAGGGGGCCAAGUUCUAUACGGUCCAUUACCGCUUCCAGGGGGUCAAGUUCUAUACGGUCCACCAAAUAACGUACUAUAUGUCUGCUUCCUGGGAACAGAUCCGAGAUCUCACCGUCGUUUCCAUUGCUGAAAAUGCCCUCGAAAGUUUGGUUUCGUUAUCCGGGUUGAAAGGCCGUAGAUCUCGGACGCCACUUGUACAAGGAGAUAUACAUUCGGGCAAUUCUCUCAUUGAACGCCUACGCAUACUCCAUGUUGCUUCUGCUCAACGCACUUUACUGGCAACUAUGUCGAGGGUUGCGGGUUAUAUCGACAAUACCUCUGCUCUGGCCUGGGACUCCUGGCCAUGCAGGGAAAGUGACGUCUGCAUCUGGCAAUUGGUGAAUAAUGUAUACAAAUAUCAUACGCGAGGGGAGCUGGAGCCAGACUUACCUUUUCUCCACAUGUCAUCAUCCCACCAAAUGCAACGAGUUGAUCCAGAAAACCAUGAAUCUCUGACAGUCUCGGGUGCAGGGGCUGUUUUGAUUUAUGGAUCACCAAUUGCGUUGCGAGAUCAACAGAAGGCGCCUAAUAUUUGCGCUUAUAUUGUGCAUGGGCUUUCUCAACCACCACCAAGCUCGCACAAACUAGCACGGAUGGUCAAAUCGACCUUCGAAGAUUGCGAUGUCUAUCAUACGACUAGGGGUAGUGGUACCUGGAAUUUGCGGCAUAAAUCGGCGUACCGCAAUGCGAACUGGAACAUAGAGCAGUCCUACAGUUUCGUCCUCCCCAAUGGAGACAAAAUAUUCGCCAGGUGGUUCAAGUGGUUGCGGAUAUCGGCGCGUGAAAGACAAGGCUCACCUAAAGGUGCUCAUAAUACAGCGGGACUCGCCUUAGUAUCCCAACCAGCGACAGUUGAGCGCCUGGCAUCGGGUAGCGAUUUCGUAGACGAAUCAACUUUGACGUUCCACGAAUUGGUGGACAGAUUACUACCAAACGCCGAUGAAUUGCCAGAGGAAUCAGGGUUGCAUGCCAAUGAACCGUCAGACAAGGGAGAGACCAGAGACGCAUGUGUUCAGUAUGGGAAGGUAUUCGGCUGGAUUCAGUGGGAUGUGGACAGCAUGCUUGACGACUCGACUGAACACGAAUAUUGGAGCUCUUCAGAGCUUGACAGCGUUUGCAUCCUAGAUGAUUGCAGUUGCACGGAAGAGGAUAGCGUCUACAACACGGGCGAUGGGCAGACACUUCAGCCAGCAACGAAUGAAAGGAGAACCGGGGGAACCCAGCUCAAAUGGAUUAACUGGGAUGUGAAUACCAUGUUGGAAAUACUGAAUGAAGACCAUUACGAUUCCACCAGCUCUUGGGAGCGUUCGAGCGUAUCCACCGAAGAAUUGAAUGAAUACGAUUCCGACAGCUCUUGCUAGUAGGAGAUUGUAGUUAAAUUGGGAGAACGGGUUUGACGAUGCGGACAAUCUACAAACAGCCCAUUAACGAAUAUAUAAGACACAGAGGGAGGAGUUGACAGAAUAAAGGAAGAUAAUAAAGAAAUAUACGCAAGUUGUUAGUACUCUGACCCCUGUUGACACCAAGGGUAGGGUCCAAUUUGAUUAAUGGUGUGAACUACUAUGCUCUGCAUCUUCUCGUUGCCGUUGGAGACAUGGAUCGUGUCCGUGCUCUUUCCGAUCCAGACCAUCGAGGAGCGUACUUAAUCACUUAACCUCGGACACUGAUAUUCGAGGGGUCUAUAAAGAAGUAGG